Molecule: messenger RNA, 3453 nt
Organism: Fukomys damarensis (Damara mole-rat)
Lineage: Eukaryota; Metazoa; Chordata; Mammalia; Rodentia; Bathyergidae
Gene: Epb41l2
Product: erythrocyte membrane protein band 4.1 like 2
Exons: 21
Coding region: 15-3221 (1068 amino acids)
Biological process (GO): cortical actin cytoskeleton organization
Cellular component (GO): cytoskeleton; plasma membrane
Molecular function (GO): actin binding; structural molecule activity
Source: RefSeq, a predicted model, not a curated record
UGUGAGCCGUAACCAUGACUACUGAAGUUGGCUCCGCAUCUGAAGUGAAGAAGGACGCUGACCAUUUGGGAUCAGGUGCAACCAAGGAGAGAGCUAAAGAGGCAGCAGAAAAUCAGCGGGAUCAGUUGUCCAGUCAAGAGGAGGAAAAAGGCUCCCAGCCAUCUCCUGCAGCUGAAAGCCAAAGUAGACCCAGCCGCCAGAAGCGAGAGAAGGAUCCAUCUGAGAGUAGAGGGAUUUCUCGGUUCAUACCCCCAUGGCUUAAGAAACAGAAGUCCUAUAACUUAAUAGUCGCCAAAGAUGGAGGAGCUAAAGAAGAGCCUCCCCAAGGUGUUGUGGAAGAGCAAGUCUUAGACAGAGAGGACUCCUUUCUUGAAGAGAGACAGGCCAAGGGCGAUGCUGAAGAAACAACCCAGAAGACACACAUGGAGGUGAAGGUGGAUGUCAAAGAAGACAAGCCUGCAGUCAGCAGCACCGAGACUCAGCCUGCUGAAGAGGUGAGGAAGGAGAAAGAAGAGGAAGAAGUUAAGGAAAUACAGGAAGACAAAUCAGAAGGACAAGCAGCAAAAAGGGAGACCAAGGAAGUGCAGACCAGUGAGCUGAAAGCAGAGAAUGCCUCUCAGAAAGCAAGCAAGAAGACCAAAAGUAUCCAGUGUAAAGUGGUCCUCCUGGAUGGCACUGAGUACAGCUGUGACCUGGAGAAACGUGCUAAGGGACAAGUGUUAUUUGAGAAAGUAUGUGAACACCUCAAUCUCUUGGAAAAGGACUACUUUGGGCUUUUGUUUCAGGAAAGCCCUGAGCAGAAAAACUGGCUAGAUCCUGCAAAAGAAAUAAAGAGACAGCUGAGAAAUCUUCCCUGGCUAUUCGCUUUUAAUGUGAAAUUUUAUCCUCCUGAUCCUUCUCAACUGACUGAAGACAUCACCAGAUACUUCCUGUGCCUUCAGCUCCGGCAGGAUGUCGCCUCUGGCCGCCUGCCUUGCUCCUUUGUGACUCAUGCUCUUCUGGGAUCCUACACGCUGCAGGCUGAACUUGGAGACUGUGACCUAGAAGAGUAUGGCACUAUUGACCUCAGUGACUUCCAGUUUGCCCCCACCCAGACUAAGGAGCUGGAAGAGAAGGUGGCUGAGCUGCAUAAGACCCAUAGGGGCUUAUCUCCAGCACAAGCGGAUUCUCAGUUCUUAGAAAAUGCAAAGCGGCUUUCCAUGUAUGGUGUGGACCUGCACCAUGCUAAGGACUCAGAAGGUGUGGACAUCAAGCUGGGUGUAUGUGCUAAUGGGCUCCUCAUUUACAAAGAUAGACUGAGAAUCAAUCGUUUUGCUUGGCCGAAAAUCCUGAAAAUUUCCUAUAAGCGCAGUAACUUCUACAUUAAAGUCAGGCCAGCAGAGCUGGAACAGUUUGAGAGCACCAUUGGAUUCAAACUGCCGAACCAUCGGGCAGCGAAAAGGCUAUGGAAAGUGUGCGUGGAGCAUCAUACUUUCUACAGGCUUGUGUCUCCAGAGCAGCCACCAAAGGCCAAGUUCCUGACCUUGGGGUCCAAAUUCCGCUAUAGUGGCCGCACCCAAGCGCAGACCCGCCAGGCGAGCACCCUCAUAGAUAGGCCAGCACCACAUUUCGACCGCACCUCUAGUAAGCGGGCCUCCAGGAGCUUCGAUGGAGCUCUGAUUGGUGUUGGAGACCAAACUCCUGUGAAGGAUUUUCCUGGUGCUGUGGGGGAUGUCUCAGCGCGCGGCCCUGGGGUCGGUGGUGCUGCCAGGGUCCAGGAUAUGAGGAGCCCAGCCAGAGCCCUGCACUCACAGCUCUCUGAAGGAAAGAAAAAUUCCCUGAGAGUAGAAGGGGAUAAUAUUUAUGUCAGACAUAGCAAUUUAAUGUUGGAGGACCUGGAUAAAGCCCAGGAGGACAUACUGAAACAUCAGGCUAGCAUUAGUGAACUCAAGCGCAAUUUUAUGGAAUCCACACCUGAGCCGCGCCCUAACGAAUGGGAAAAACGACGUAUCACACCUCUGUCCCUACAGACUCAAGGGAGUCUAGAAGAGGAGAUAACAUCAGUUUUGUUUAGUGCAAAGGGCUUUUCUGAUAGCAUGAAAGCCACCUUCCUGUCAGCCACCACUUGGACAGCAGAGGGCGCUGUUGUGAACUCUAGUGCACCUUCUAGAGAAAAGCUUUCCUCCUGGCCCUUCUCACAUUUGCCUAAGACACGUGCUCCUGCGUCAGAAGGGCCUUGCACUGGAGCCAGGGAUGCUGUUAAGAGUUCACAUGAGACUCUGAAUGUAGUGGAGGAGAAGCAGCGGGCAGAGGUUGGGAAAGAUGAAAGAGUAAUCACAGAAGAAGUGAAUGGUAAAGAGCUAUCACCUGGGAGUGGUCCUGGGGAGAUGCGUAAGGUGGAGCCUGUGGCACACAAAGACUCCACCUCCCUGUCUUCUGAGAGCAGCAGCAGCAGCAGUGUGAGUGAGGAGGAAGACGUGGGCGAGUACCAGCCCCAGCAGCGUGUGACGGAGGGCACCAUCAGGGAGGAGCAGGAGGAAUGUGACGAAGAGGCCGAGGAAGCGCCUGGCCGCACAGCCCAGGUAGUGGAGAGGGAGGAAGCGGUGCCCGAAGCCAGCCCAGACAGACACACAGGGCCCGGUGUGAGCCCCGUAGACACCGAGGCCCAGGACUGUGUAGGUGCCCCAGAGGGAUCUGGAGAGAAGAGUGUAAAUGAAGGCACUGUUAAGCAAGCCGGGAGAGAAGAGACAGAGGACGAGCGACAGAAAGUUAACGGAGAGGUGUCUCAUGUUGACAUUGAUGUUUUGCCACAAAUUAUUUGUUGUUCAGAGCCACCAGUGGUAAAAACAGAGAUGGUAACCAUUUCUGAUGCCUCACAAAGGACAGAAAUCUCCACCAAGGAAGUCCCCAUUGUUCAAACUGAGACCAAAACCAUCACAUAUGAGUCUCCACAGAUUGACGGUGGGGCUGCUGGUGAUUCGGGUACGUUACUGAGCGCACAAACCAUCACAUCUGAGUCCAUGUCAACAACAACAACCACGCACAUCACCAAGACUGUAAAAGGUGGGAUAUCUGAAACGAGAAUUGAGAAACGCAUUGUGAUCACAGGAGAUGCAGACAUUGACCACGAUCAGGCGCUGGCUCAGGCCAUUAGGGAAGCCCGAGAGCAGCACCCUGACAUGUCAGUCACAAGGGUAGUUGUGCACAAAGAAACAGAGCUGGCAGAGGAAGGGGAAGAGUAACCAAGAACGUCAUUGUGUAAACAACAUUCAACUCCGUGAACGUGAAAAUUUUUGACCAUUUCAAGACAUAGCGCCACACCACUAUUCCAGCAAAUAUGUGCUACAACUGGUAACAAUGACCAGAGCCUGAAGAGUUAAAAUGCCAAUGUCAGACCUUAUCUUAACAGCUCUGGUCCACACUGUUUUCUGCACAUUUUUAAUAUGUUACUUUAUUUUAUAACCACUUCUAAAU